Neurospora tetraspora is the source of this 3063-nucleotide messenger RNA. RefSeq lists its product as uncharacterized. Bases 1 to 3063 code for a protein of 1020 amino acids. Lineage: Eukaryota; Fungi; Ascomycota; Sordariomycetes; Sordariales; Sordariaceae. Gene Ontology annotation, biological process: regulation of DNA-templated transcription. The record is from RefSeq and is a predicted model, not a curated record. Gene Ontology annotation, molecular function: zinc ion binding; DNA-binding transcription factor activity, RNA polymerase II-specific. The transcript is spliced from 6 exons.
AUGCAAAACUUUCGCGAGAUUCGACCAGCUUCCAUCCCAACCCACGGCCACGAUGUUGAGGGGGCAGCACAACCAACACUACAACCACGAGACCACGCUGAGCAGCAACAGCCUCACCCUCACAUUCUGCCCCAUGCCGUUGCCCCAGGCUUUGUUGCUGCCGGAAAUACAGGCCUUCCAAUACCCGUCCAAGGCCCACAGCGAAUAGAAAGCAUUGUGCUUCCGAGGAGAAAGCGGAGUGUGGUCCAAGCAUGCCGUGACUGUCGCAAGACAAAGGCCAAGUGCGGCGGCCAACGUCCCAAGUGCAACAACUGCAAAGCCAAAGGACGACAAUGCGGCUACGAUGGCGAAGAAGGCCAGUCGCGCUACAAGGCCAUGAAGUCGCGCCUCGCACUGCUGGAGAAGACGAUGCAGCAGCUGAGAAAGGCGACGCCCGAGCAGGCGGUGCGCCUGAUUGAGGAGCUGAAGCAGACGCCUGACGAGUCUUUCACCCCCAUGGCGGCCAUGGAUGAGGACGAGAAUACCCCUACUGGCACACCGCCGACGACGGUUAUGGCCCCGGCUGGGAACACCUCUACGAACGCUACUGGAAGGCCGAGUUUGCAGCAUGCUUCCUCCUACAACAGUGUCGACAGCAGCCAGAACCAGACGCUUGUUGGAUCUUCAACGGCUUCAUCGUCACGGCACAACUCUGGUCAGGGACUACAGGAACAAGAAGAAGCGUCUCCCCUCCGUGAUCGAGCUUCGGUAUCGACCGAACCGCCCAUCUUGUCUCCGACACCGUGGCAGCUAUGGGACAACAACAACAGCACCGCGGUCAAUCCCUCUCCCGGAGGAGCAUUCAGCGAUGGACGACGACAAUCUUCCCCGACACCAGCAAUCCACCUUCCUAUCCCCGACCUCGAAACGACCAACGCGGCCAUCAAGGAGUACUUCAUCCGUAUCGAUCGACUUUUCCAGCCCUUUUCCCGUGACGAGCUCAAAUCUCUGCAUCGAAUCGCUUCCGGACUUGACGACUACCCAUUGAACUCUUCCCACAUAGACCGGAAACGGCAACAGCAAAUUGCGCUCAGCUGCCUCACAGCCGUCGCCUCCCUCGGUUCUCAAUGCCUUAUGGACGCACAGACCGACAGCCGGGUCCAAGAACAAGAAGCGUUUACGAAUCUCGCUAAACACUACCUCGACGUGGUGAUUGAGCACGAACCUUUGGACGCAGUGCGAGUGUGUGCGCUACUGGCGGGCACGGUGAUUAUGAACAAGCCUGGGUUGGCAUUGAGUUAUGUUGCCUACAGGAUGAAUCACGAUGCGGCGCAGAAACAGGCACAACUACUCGAGGCCCAGCAGGCGCAGAGACGCCAGGCUUUGGCUGCUGCGAGACAUGGAGGUCUUUUGGCUUCCCAUGGUCAGGGAAUGAUGUCUCCUACCACUUCUUUGCAGGCGCAACUGGCUCUGUCACCGGUGCCGCACAAGGGAACAAUCGGCCAUGGAAGAAGUUGGCGGACGUUGGUUUUUCUCGCGAGUUGGCUGAGUUCGGCUCACGGAUACAUCAUUGGUAGCGACUUGUUGGUUGAGAGACAAUUGAGUCCGGAAGCUGAGCCGCCGUAUCCUGAGAAUGCGGAUUUGGUUGAGAUCACAGAAAUAGCCCUAACCCGCCUUUGCUACAUCAAAUCCUCCAUCCUGCGUCUCCGCGCCUCCAACCUGGACCUAACCCCCCACUCCAUCCGCCACGUCCUCCUCUCCCUUCGCCACUGGUACCACACCUUGCCCUCCACCAUCCAACUCAACUUCCACAACAUCUCACGCUCCUCGCCCUCCGGUUCGCCCUUCCCCUCUGCUUCUUCAGGAGGAGCCUCCUCGGGCACAACCUCCGGCCUGCUCGAAACCCACCGGUCCAUCCACCACAUCCACAUCCUCUACUCCGACUCCAUCACCUUGCUGUAUAGGUGGUUAAUCAGCCAGAGCAUCACCUGCCGGUUGCACGGCAACCAUGAGGGUCACCAUGCGCUGGAUACACCCCUGCGGGAGUUACUCCUGGAACACGCGGAUGAUGCGAUUAGAGUUGCGGGAUUGAGUGCCGUGGUUCUGAGAAGGAUGAUUCAUAACGACGAGGAGAUCUUGAUGCCGUGUUGGACGGCUGGGUUUCAGGCUUAUACCAGCUGUGCGGUGUUGCUUUGGAGUGUGGUGGGGAAGAUGGUUAACGGCGUUGGUGUUCACGCCCCAAGAGGAGGUGUGAAAGAGGCAAAAGAAUGGGAAUGGCAAGACCGCUACGGCUGGCGCGGCGAACUCGAUCGAGUGCACGACUGCCUCGUCGUCUUGGAACUCUGCGCUCGCUUGGGAGGAGGAAGAGACGGAGCAGAGAGAUGGUGGAGGCGCAUGCGAGCUUUGCUUUCGGUCGUUGAGUCUUCUGCCACUUAUCGCCAGUGGGGACAACAACAGCAGCUGCUGCAGCAGCAGCAGAGGGAACGGGAGCUGGCUUACCACCAGAACCCCCACGGUUCUCCUGACCACGGGAAUCGACAACAACAACAACAACAACAACAACAACGCCCGCCGCCCCUAGCGCUCGAACCCCAAGAUCGCAGUUAUCUGCUUACCCUCCCACCUCCGCAUGCGCAUGCGACGAACGGCAAGGUGGUCGAUUACUCCCUAGCCAGAGUCUCCGUGUCACUCAUCAUGCUCCUGCAUCAGAGUUUCGGAGCGCCUGGGAGUCAGAAGCUCGAGGGAGUGGGCGAUGAGGAGUUUGCCGUGGGAGAUUGGGGACAGCACAUACAUUCGCGGAGGGGAAGUGCAGUUGCAGGUGCAGCUGUCCCUGAGGAUGGAAAUACCUCUAGCGGUGCCAACUUGAAUGGCUUGUUGGACUUGGAGAGCGAGCAGGCGAGGAUUUUGGAGUGGUUGGGGUGGAAUUUGCCUGUGAGUGGGCUGAACGGGGGGAUGCCGACAAAUGUGCCUGUGCCUGUUGAUCCGGGGAUGGCCCAGGGUGAUCGUCAUGGCAGUGGUGGUGGUGGUGGGUAUCAGCAGGGUAGUAUGGGGAUGGGGAUGAUGAGGAUGGAUUUGGGGAGGUAG